GCACCCCCGCCCCCAACUCACACUUGCCCUCUUUCUCUCUCUCUAAAAAAAAAGAAGAAGAAGAAGAAGAAGAAGAACACAUGUAGGGAGAGAAAACACGAACAAGGACAACGUUUGGGAGGCUGGAUUCAGAGAGACCUUUCUCAGCUAUUGUUUUAGGUGGCAGAAUAGUGUCAGGUGAUGACAGGGUCUAGGGUGGCGCCCCAGGUGGAAGGGGACAAACUGGUAACACCGAGGGUCGUCCUCACGCACUCUGACGUCACCCGUCAUCUGAGGGCGGUGGGGCUGGGAGAGGCAAAGACUAGUAUUAGCCGUCAUCAUCUCCAGUAACCAAAGGGUCGGACCUGGGAAUGUGUUUGUGACAGCCACCUGCAUGAGAAGAAUGUGCCCUGAGACUCAGGGAAGCUGGGGAUUUAGGUGGGGCGGCGGAGGCGUGUCCCGGUCGAACCGUUAGGACCCAAGAGGACGAGCUCUGGCUUCGCCGGCCCUGGUUCGUCACCUGCUAAGUAAAGACCCAAUACUGGGGACCCCACCUGCAUGUUGAAGGAGGACACAACGGGCAGGCUAAGAUGGGUUGGUCCGCGGAAGCCCGCGGUGGGAGGGAGGCUGUGAAGGCUUCCUGUUGUCCCGUUUCCACCAGGGCCCGGCCUGAGCGCGCUGUGCCGACCAGAGGAGGAGCGUCCGGGUUCUGCCGCUGCCCGUUGUCCGGGGAAAUUCCUGUCUGAGUCACAGGAUGGCGGCCGUGGUUCUGCCCCCCACUUGUGGUAAGUCGGGGGGCCCUCAGAGUCCAGGCGGUAAAGGCCCCUGCACCACGGAGCGGGAAAGGAGGGGCCGAGCGGUGAGGCCGGAGUGGAGCCAGAUGCCCGGGGGUCACCGGUCCCCGAUGUGGUUCUUGGGAUUUGGGAUUUUGGUGGUUUGAGUGUCUGUGGAGAUGUCACCUGUGUGGUGAGUAUGGGAGAGCCUCUGAACCGUCUCUGAUUCUUUCUAUAAACUUGGAAAAAUAACAGUGGUGUCCCUUGAACUUCAGUUUCUUCAUCUGUGAAAUGGGACUAAUAAUCUCUUCCUCCAGGUCAGUGAGACCCUUGGCCCUAUUUCCUGGCCCUGGGUCCUGGGUGAGACCGGGCCACUCUUUCAGAGUGUCCUCUGAAAGCUGUGUGUGUGUGUGUGUGUCCACCCACACUGUGUGGGGUGGUCAUGGGUGUGGCCGUGCGUGUGCGUGUCGGGGUGUGGUCAUGUGCAGGUAGGUGGGGAAGCCCCCAGACUGGUGAGUGCUGGCAUACAGAGCCGUCCUGGGCUCUCCUGACUCCUUUCUUCUUCUCCAGCUCAGCCUUCCCUGUACUCAGCCUCUCCUCGGAACGGACGCACGGAGGAGGAAGGGUUGGCUAAGGGCUUCCUGACCGGCUGGUUACCGCCCUGCAGAUGGAGGGAGAUCAGCUUGCAGGAUUUCACAGUCUCACUGGAAUAAGAGAAUCACCUCUGUGUUAGGGGCACGUUCACCGUGGGAGCGGGCAUAAGUAGACAGGGAGGAGCACCGCAGGCUGAGCCCAGAAGCGGUUGAGAGCAGAGCUCAGAACCCUGCCCGCACAUCUUGCGCUUUGGGUUCCCGGCCCCUGGUCCCAUCGUCCUCUGCCCUUUUCCUGCCCACUUGGCGGGGAUGGUCCUUGCCUAAGCCGUGAUGUUUGUGACGGUUCAGCACUCGGUGACCUUCGAGGAUGUGGCCGUGGAGUUCACCCAGGAGGAGUGGGCCCUGCUGGACCCUUCUCAGAGAACACUGUACAGAGACGUGAUGCAGGAGAACUGCAGGAACCUGGCCUCGCUCGGGUGUCACGUUGAUAAACCCAGUCUGACCUCCCAGCUGGAGCAAGAAGACAAAGUGAUGACACAGGAGCGAGGAAUUCUUCCAGGCACCUGUCCAGGUUUGGAGACUGUACUUAAAGCCAAAUGGUUAACUCCUAAGAAGCACGUUUUUAGAAAAGAACAUUCCAAUGGUAUUAAAGCGGAAAGAAAUCAUCUCGGAGUGAAAGUCAAUGAAUGUAAUCAGUGCUUUAAAGUCUUCAGCACAAAAUCUAACCUCACUCAGCACAAGAGAAUUCAUACUGGAGAAAAACCCUAUGACUGUAAUCAGUGUGGCAAGUCCUUCAGCAGUAGAUCCUACCUGACCAUUCACAAGAGGAUACACAAUGGGGAGAAGCCCUAUGAAUGCACGGACUGUGGCAAAGCCUUCAAUGAUCCCUCAUCCCUUAGGCUACAUGUGAGAAUUCACACUGGAGAAAAACCCUACGAAUGUAAUCAGUGUUUCCACGUCUUCCGCACCAGUUGUAACCUCAAAAGCCACAAGAGAAUUCAUACGAGAGAGAAUCACCAUGAAUGUAAUCAAUGUGGCAAGGCCUUCAGCACGAGGUCCUCCCUCACCGGGCAUAAUAGUAUUCAUACGGGGGAGAAACCUUAUGAGUGCCACGACUGUGGGAAAGCCUUUAGGAAGAGCUCCUAUCUGACCCAGCACAUGAGAACUCAUACUGGAGAAAAACCCUAUGAGUGUGAUCAGUGUGGAAAAUCCUUCAGCAGUAGCUUUUCUCUUACUGUGCACAAGAGAAUUCACACUGGGGAGAAACCCUAUGAAUGCAGUAACUGUGGGAAAGCAUUCAAUAAUCUCUCCGCUGUUAAGAAACACGUGAGGACUCACACUGGAGAGAAACCCUACGAAUGUAAUCAUUGUGGAAAAUCUUUCACCACUAACUCUUACCUUUCUGUGCACAAGAGAAUUCAUAAUAGGUGGAUAUGAGUACAGUAAUUAGGAAAGCGUUCAUUGAUCUCUUAACCCUCAGACAACUGACGGUAACUCACUAGAUGGGUGAGUUAUCUGCUGCUGCCUAACAAAUUUCCCUCCAAAACACAGUGGCUUCAAACCUCAUACAUUUAUUAUAAUUUCUGUAGGUCGGGAAUCUGGAAGCGUCUUAGCUGUGUAGUCCUGGCACAGAAUCUGUCAUGAGGUGAAAUCAAGAUGUCUGCUGGAGCCACAAUCAUCGGUGUCUUUACUGAUACAGAAUCUGCUUCCAGAGUGGCUCACUCACAUGUCUAGCAAGUUAAUGCCAGUUGUUGGCAGAGAAUCUUCAUUACUUCACUCUCCAGAGGGCCAAGUAUCUUCAUGAUGUAGCAUCAGGUUCCUCCCAAAGCAUUUGAUCUACAGGAGAGCUAAUGCAGAAGCCCCAUUGUCUUUUUUGACCCAUCCUCAGGAGGACAUACUAUCAUUUCUUCCGUACUGUAUUGCUUACAGAGUGGGAAGAAACAACACAGGGUAUAUAUAUUAGGAGACAGAUCAUAAGGAACCAUCUGAGGAGUUUCCAUGAAAUCAGUGAAGAAAAGCCUUUAGCAGACUCUCAUUCUGUCAAUCUAUUGUAUAUGAAGUAGCCCUCGGUAACUUAAGUCAAUUCCCUCUGGAGAGAAACCUCAUGAGUGCAAUCUUUGUGGUAAGCUUUCAGCUCAAACUCACCCUAAUGUGCACAAAAGAUUAUGUGUGGAGAGAAACCUGAGGAGCGCAGUAGCUAUAGGAAAGCCUUCAGUGAUAUCUCUAGGGAGUCACAUAACAGUUCACACUAAGGGAAAAACCUUAUGACUAUCCUCAGAAUGCAAAAGCCUUCAGCGACACUCACCCCAUAGAGCACAUGUGAGAAAUCACUACAGAGGAAUCCUAAAAGGAAUGUGGGAAACCCUUCAGCACAAGCGUUUGCAUUACUGAGCGAAAGAUGGGGAGAGAUUCCGAAUACAAUUACUGUGGGAAAGCCUCGAAUGUUCUCUCAGUUUUUAAGAGACACGAGGGUUUAUUCUGGAGAGAAAUUCCCUUCGAAUGUCAUCAGUACUGGAAAGUCAUUUUUCCACAUUCCUUAGGAAACUGAGAAUUCACUGCAAAGACACUUGUGAAUAUAAAGACUGAGGGAAUGCCUUUGAUGAUACCUCUUACAUUAGGAAAAAUAGGAAGUUUUCUUUGGAGGCAAAAGUUGUGAGUGUAUCAAUUUGGAAAAAAUCUUUCAGUGAUUCUUUGUUGGUUUGUGAGAACUCACAUUGUAGGGAAACCCUAGAAAAGUGAUGCCUCAGCUCUUUACUGAGGGGCCACAAAAUAAGUUAAACUGGGAAUGGAAAUUAUCAAUUUUGAGUGUGGGUUUACCUUUAUCUCAUCCUAAGAUCGGGCCACUAGUUCAUUAAUUUUCAGUCUUUUUGUUUUAGUAUAAGCACGUCUAUAGCCAUACCUAAAAUAAACCUUAAAUUAUGUUCCAUAGUUUUGUGUGUAACAUGUUAACUCUAAUUUACUCUUUAAAAACAUCAGUACAUAGCAUAUCCAAAAAGACAUUUCUGAAUAUCUCCUGAGUGAAUUAGUUUAUCAUUAGUGGAAAUUAGACCAUAUUUACUAUAUACUUUUUCUAGUUUAAUGGCAUUUUUGUCAGGUAAGCGGACUUUACGAUGCUGAUUGUUUUUUAUCUUUCUCCUCCAGUAUGGCAUUUUGUUUAGCUUCUUUCCCAAUGCCCAUCGUCCCCCACUCAUUUACAUAAAAAAAUGUUUUCUUUGUCAUUCAAGUUGUCAAUGAGCAGGAUUAAAAAUGUGCAACUUAUAAGGCUUCUCUGAGGCCCAGAGAGCAUUGCCUGGCUCUGCUGACCAUGAGGAGUAGGUAGAAGUCACUGGGGAGAACACCAUCUGGCUCGUUGCCCACCUGUAUCCUGUUCGUCUUACCCGUGCUUUCUCUUGAAAGUCGACUCAAGGCCAAGAGUCGGAAGCGCUCUAUUUUGAUCGUGAUGCCAGACACCAUAGUGCAGCACAAAAUGACAGUGACAUGGGCUCCCCCCGGACCUCUGAUUGGCGGUCUCAGCUCUGGACUGCUUAUGCCCAGACUACUCCUUACAUGAUUAAAAGUAACCUCUAACUGGUUGAAGCCAAAGUCUUUUUCUUGGGGGGUUUGUUUUUGAGGUGGUGUUCUGUUCAUGUCCAGCCGAAUGCAAUAUCUAACUAGGAAACCUAUUAGUUGGUCCCAUUUGAUAAGUGUUCCAUGUUUCUUUUAAAAUAAUGUAUAUUCUCUAAGUUUUCGAUGUAGACUAUGUGCCCAUUAACUCAAGUUAAUUGUGUUUUCAGAUAUAGUAUGUACAUUCAGGUUUUUGUCCUCAAACUUAUUUAGUGGUAGAUGUCUAUUAAAGUCUUCUUCUAAGGAUAUGGA
This is a messenger RNA of Lynx canadensis (Canada lynx), 5200 nucleotides long. Its product is annotated as zinc finger protein 558. The record is from RefSeq and is a predicted model, not a curated record. Gene Ontology annotation, biological process: regulation of DNA-templated transcription. The coding region runs from base 1676 to 2782 and encodes 368 amino acids. The transcript is spliced from 5 exons. NCBI's taxonomy places the organism in Eukaryota, Metazoa, Chordata, Mammalia, Carnivora, Felidae.